This is a messenger RNA of Labeo rohita (rohu), 2061 nucleotides long. It is a transcript of the gene anxa13, whose product is annotated as annexin A13. Lineage: Eukaryota; Metazoa; Chordata; Actinopteri; Cypriniformes; Cyprinidae. Gene Ontology annotation, molecular function: calcium ion binding; calcium-dependent phospholipid binding. The transcript has 11 exons. Gene Ontology annotation, cellular component: cytoplasm. The record is from RefSeq and is a predicted model, not a curated record. Bases 108 to 1058 code for a protein of 316 amino acids.
UUAUUUCCCUGCGUGCUGACGUCACUUAGAGAAACUCUUGCGCGUGUGGCCUGCAGUUCGGACAGCGGUCAGAUCGUCUGAUCAUCAAACACCAAAAAACUCUCACAAUGGGAAACUGUCAACCAACCGUUGUUCCUUAUGAAGACUUUGAUGUAGUUGCUGACAUAAAGGCCAUCCGGAAAGCCUGCAAAGGUUUAGGAACUGAUGAGAAAGCCAUCAUAAACAUCCUAGCCAAUCGAAGUGCAGCUCAGAGACUGGAGAUCAAACAUGCCUACUUUGAGAAAUAUGAUGAUGAGUUGGUGGAGGUUUUGAAGAGUGAGCUGACUGGUAAUUUUGAGAAUGCCAUUCUUGCCAUGUUGGACCCUCCUCACGUGUUUGCUGUUAAAGAGCUCAGGAAGGCCAUGAAGGGCGCUGGCACGGACGAGGAUGUCCUGGUGGAGAUCCUGUGCACUGCUACUAAUGCUGAGAUUGCCACUUACAAAGAAACCUACGCCCAUGUGCAUGAAAGGGAUUUGGAGGAAGACAUUGAAGCAGACACCAGUGGGGAUGUUAGGAGACUACUAACAAUGCUUCUCCAGGGCAACAGAGAUGAGAGCUACGAGGUGGACGAAGCGCUGGCAGAGCAAGAUGCCGUCUCACUGUUUGAAGCUGGAGAGGGCUGCUUUGGCACAGAUGAGUCAACUUUCAGCUACAUUCUGGCCGCCAGGAACUACUUACAACUGCAGGCCACAUUCAAAGCCUAUGAAGCUAUUUCUGGAACAGAGAUUUUGGAUGCAAUCGAUAAGGAAACCUCUGGAACUCUGAAGGACUGCUACAUCACUCUUGUGAGGUGUGCUAAGAACCCACAGCUAUUCUUUGCCCGAAGGCUGAAUGCUGCUAUGAAAGGUGCCGGAACUGAUGAAGACACUCUCAUCCGCAUCAUUGUGUGUCGCUCAGAGAUUGAUCUGGAGACCAUUAAAGACAUGUACCUGGAGAAAUAUGAUGUGACUCUAAAAGACGCCAUCAGCUCGGAAUGUGGCGGAGAUUUCAAGCGCCUCCUGCUGGCCAUCCUUCACUAAGGCACACAAUAUGAGUGCUUACCAUGGACCAAAGGAGGUUUCACUAUAGUAACAAUCAAGGCAAACUAACAUGACUCAUUUUCUGUCCUGUUGUCUACAAACAUGUUUUUAGCUUAAAGUUUAAUGUGGAGAAUUAGUAACACAACCUUCAAGUACAAAAUGUUUAAUAUCAAUGUUUUAUUGCACUGAUAUGUAUUCCUUAUAUAUUAUGAAAAUGUAAAACACCACGCAAAAGUCUCAUGAGUAGCUGUCCUCACAAACACAAACAUGCAUUUGUGGCCAGUUUCUGUGACAUUCCUUAUUCUUGAGGCAAAAUUGGCCAGUUGAAAUUGUUUAAGGGGAGUCUUGUGCUUUCUAGGAUUGCAAGAUUACAUUGCUGCAUUAUGGAAAAUAGAAUUUGAGUUUCCCCAUACGCCAGUAUUUUGCCACACUAAAACCUCACAGUUUUACUGUUUCAAAAUGUGCAUGACAAUGUGAAAUCUGAAUAUGUAUGUGAAUGACUUUGUGAAGCAUGUGGAGAAAUGCUAAAAUUACAAUGUAACAUUUACGGUCUGCAAAACAAUUGCAUAUUUAUGAGACUAGUGCAGCCAAUUUGUCUACUUGUGGUAAAAUAUCUAGAUUAUUGAAGCAGUUUUUACUCACCCAAUUAGUAGUUGUUAUAACUAACACAAGACUAAAGUAUUUAUAUUAUGUACAUGGAAUAUUUUAAUAUAACUUACAGUAUAUUUUAAUAUAUCUCGAACACAAGAAUACAGGCAGAGUUCUGCUGUUCUCCCAACAAUUGUAUUUGAUCAAAUUAAUAUAAAGAACAUUCACACAUUCACAACACAGGCCAAUGUGUCAUUCGGUAAAACUGAAUUGCAGGACUUGCUAUUUGAAAAAUGACCAUUUAAGAUACAGUUUGAAUAAACAUGAGAUGGAAUCUGGAGUAGUAUGUUCUGUAUUAACAGUUGUGUUUCACUCUAUAAAGUAAUUAUGAAUAAAAUAAAGCGGAUCAAAGUUA